Molecule: messenger RNA, 3704 nt
Organism: Thecamonas trahens ATCC 50062
Lineage: Eukaryota; Apusomonadida; Apusomonadidae
Exons: 3
Coding region: 13-3570 (1185 amino acids)
Source: RefSeq, a predicted model, not a curated record
UAUUUGCCCUCCAUGCUCUCAACAGGUCCGCUCUUGGCGGCUCUCAGUCUUGUCGUCGUCGUGUUGGCCAACGCCGGUUCUGGCGCGACACUCGAGAGCUCAUUCGACAUGGCUAAUUCGGAGGAUGUAGCCGCAAUGGUGCUGGCGGACGGCUCGGUUGCCACCUCUGUCGGUGUGCUUCCGCUAGAGAGCAAGGUCGGCGCAGUCCGUUUCACCUUUGGUAGCGCCAUCACUUCCUCGACCGGCUAUAUCUACGUCCACAACUCGUCGACGCUCGGGUUCCGCGAGGCUGCCAUGGACCAACCCACCGAUGUGCGGAUUAGUCUGUACACCGUCUCGUCAACAGACAUCGAGCAACGCCUUGACGAGAGCCCCUGGAGUGACGGAUACGGUCUGGACCAGACCAUUGCACCUACUACCCUUGACCUCAUUGACGUCGCCGACUCCGGCGGCUCAAUCUACACAAUAACUGAUGAUCCCCUUCGUGACCUUCUGCAGGCCUGGGUCGAUCAUCCUCAAUUCUGCGACGACCGCAUGGCCCUGCGUAUCGAGCAGCUUGGCACAAAAUGCAACGGCGGCUCUGAGUGCUCGCUCAUCAUGAGCGUCAGACCCGCACUGACUUUCAACUACUACGAGGUCUGUCCGCCAGCCCCGGCCCCAACCAACGGAGCCAUCGCCAUCAAUCCCAUCACUCGCUCGCCCAAUGCUCCUGUCGACGACGAUAUUCUCGUUGAGUGUAAUCCCGGCUACAUGGUCUCUGGCUCUGGGCUGCACACGUGCGAGUCCAAUGGCAACUACAACCCUCCGCUGGCGUCAACAUCGUGUACUUGGUUCCUCCGCCCCUCGGUCUCGGGCAUGUUUGGUGACAUCUCCAUGUUCCUCACCAGGAACCCGGGCGCCGCUGCGUUUUUCAACGCCUCGGCCUUCUCCUUCACCGUUACGCUGGCAUCGUUUCCGAGCCCCGACGCCACGCCCACCAUCGUCGACGUUCCCGUCGUCGUUGAUUCGCUCCGACACGGCCUCGUCUUCAACUCGACCUUCUCCAACAAGACCGGCUAUCACCCGAUCACAAUCACCCGCUACGCACACGGAUCGGCUGUGGUUUACUCGCGCGAGACCAAAGCGCGCCUCCUCACCUACGUCCAUCACGAUUGCAUCCGUGAACACUUUGUUUUUUACGCUGGUAGUUGCCAGGCCUGUCCGCCAGGCGCGUACUGUCCCGGAGGCGAGCGCAUGUGGCCACUUCCUGGCUGGUGGUCGCCCAACGAGCGCACCAAGCCCACGGCAUGUCGUGUCCGCUCCGCUUGCCCUGGAGCUGUCGGCGGCGGCGGCCUUCCACCGCUCAUCAAUCCCGAUGGCACCCGCCGAACCUCGGUCUGCUCACCCGAGUACGCCGGCGAUUUUUGCGCCGACUGCGCUCAAAACUACUUUAUGGACAACGGUGUGUGCCGGAGCUGCGGCUCGGACGCGUCUGCCAAGGCCGAGCUCACCAUCGUCAUCUUCUCGCUCGCCGCCUUUAUCUGCACCAUCGCCUGGGGCCUCGCCAUGCUCUCAGCCAAGCGCGUCGUCCUCAUCGUCUCCACCCUAGUUAUCCUCCAGCAGAUGGCCAUGGUCUCGCGGGUCGGCCUGCAGGAGCUUUCAGACUCGGACACCUCGCCGGUGGUCGGUGCCAUCGUCCGCUUUGCCGCCAUCAUCAACUUUGAGAUCGAGACCGUCCGACCUGGUUGCGACAUUCCUGCCAUUUCCUUCCCGGGUCUCUACUACGGGACGCUCGUGCUCCUCGGCGGCUCGCUGCUUGUCUUUAUCCUUUCGGCUACCCACUGCGUCUCAACCUCGCUUGCCUCCUUACCCAAGUCAGACUCGGAUGCUGGCUCUGCAGUCUCAGUCGACGAGCAGCACGAGGUAGCAUUUGCCCCUGCUACCGACGUCAGCGGUCGCCACCUGUACCGCUCGCGCGUUUUUCAUGCCGCUUUUAUCCUUGGCUCGCUUGCCUACCUCCAGAUCGCAGUCCGCACCCUUCAGGCCCUGCACUGUGUCGAGAGCGGGGACGGGACGCGCCGGCUGGUGGCCGACCUCACCAUUGUCUGCUACCGUGGCGCCCACCUUCGGCUCGCCGCGCUCGCCUGGCCUGUCGCCAUCCUCUUCUGCGGCGGCUUCCCGCUCGUCAGCUUUGUCAUUGCUUUCCGGCUCACCCGCAGUGCUGAUCUUCUCGAUCGCGACCUUCUCGUCGAGCGGUUUGGCGUCAUCAUCCGUGGCCUCCGCACCGCACGCCUAUGGUUCCGCACGCUCCAGUUCCUUGUCUCAUUUGUCUUUGCCGCCGAGACCGUCCUUGUCCGCGAUGCCGGCUCGCGCCUCUUUGCCGCCAUCCUCAACUUUUGCCUCAACAUCAUCCUGGUUGCCGCCCUCGACCCGUUCCUCAACGCUUACCACACGGCACUCUCGUACAUUGUUGGUCUUCUCUCGUGUGGUCAGAUCCUGUACUUUGUCCACCGCGAGAACAUGCAAUACUUCUUCAUCGGCCUCGGCGUCGUUCUGGCUGCCAUCGCCAUUGCCACUCUCCUCGCUGUUUAUCGCUUCGGCUAUCGCUCCACCCCAACCAGCACCGCCACAGUUGUGCCGGCAAGCAGCCUGCUCCACUCGAGCUCGUCAAGCGAGCUCGUCGCGCAAUGCGUGGCAGACAAGUUCUCCUCGCCCACCCAAUCCCUCUCCGACUCGCUCUCGUCCGCACCGCCAGCAGCAGCGCUACCCGCGCCGCAUUCCGCCCGCCCGCGUGCGAGCUCAGAAGCGCUACCACCGUCGUCGCUCACUCUUUGCAUCCACGACUCAUUCGAUGGUACCAACCGCGCCCGCCGCGAGUGCCCCGACCCAGUCGAACUCCCCAAUGUUGAUGCCGACCCGCUGUUUGCGUCCAACGAGACGCUGACCGCAGGUAGGACAGCCUCAUCUCGCGGGAAGGACGUCACUGGCGCGGUCUCACCGCGCAACCUGUCACCGGUACAGCGCAAAGUUGUUGUUGCCAACAACGGCGCCAUCCACGUCGUGCGCCGCAAAGACUCACGGUCGCGUCGCGCCUCCAUCGCCGCUCGCUCGCCCACAUCGUCCUCGCCGCGGCAAGCACGCCGCUGCUCGGACGCGCUGCGCUCGGUCGUCGGCAGCUCGCCGACGCGCGCCCUUGUCUCACCGAGAUCAUCAUCACGAACACGUGGUGCUUCCGAGCUGCUCCAGCGAGCCACCAUGCGCCGAACGUCGCAGAGCCCCGCCCGAAUCGUUGCUCGCCGCUCCUCUGGCUCACGCUCGCCGCAUCGCGCCGCGUUUGCCCGCCGUUCCUCAGUCGCCGACGUCGCUCCCUCUCUGCCGCCCGGCUCACUCGACGCCAUUAUCAAUGCCGAAGCCAACACUGCCCGUAGCCGCUUCGGCAUGGCGCCAUCUGACACGCCAGUCUCUACCAGACUCAAUCUCUCGACGUCUGUAGUCACCCUGGUCGGAGCCAGCCACAGCAGCACCAACGUGCGCGAGCCGGUCGUUCGGAGCAAGACCCAGGUCGACCUCGCUGUUCUGCGGAGCAUGUGAUGACAUGUGAUUUUUAAUACUCAAAGAUGAACUCGUCCUGUGAAGCGCGCACACGCGCCCAACUACUGCGGAACCUGUAGGCCGCGGUUGACGAGUUGCACCUGCAGCAGGUAGUCGUUGACCGCCAUGCCCAG